Molecule: messenger RNA, 927 nt
Organism: Acomys russatus (golden spiny mouse)
Lineage: Eukaryota; Metazoa; Chordata; Mammalia; Rodentia; Muridae
Product: vomeronasal type-1 receptor 54-like
Exons: 1
Coding region: 1-927 (308 amino acids)
Biological process (GO): G protein-coupled receptor signaling pathway
Cellular component (GO): membrane
Molecular function (GO): pheromone receptor activity
Source: RefSeq, a predicted model, not a curated record
AUGAAUAAAAUCAGUGAAUUGUCUGGUUACACUAAGAUAAGAAACACUCUCUAUUCUGAAGCUGCAAUUGGAAUCUCAGGCAACAGCUUCCUUCUUCUUUUCCACAUCUUCAUGUUCAUUCAUGGCCAGAAGCCCAGACUCACUGACCCAUCCAUCGGGUUCUUGGCCCUAACACACAUACUGAUGCUGCUAGUCAUGAGUUUAGUAGCUACAGACAUUUUUAUGCCAUGGAAGAGAUGGGAUGACACCACGUGCAAACUUGUUUUCUUCUUGUACAGGUACCUUAGGAGCCUCUCUCUUUGUGCCACCAGCAUGCUCAGCAUCCUCCAGGCCAUCACCCUCAGUCCCAGGAGCUCCUGUCUAGCAAAGUUCAAACAUAAAUCUCCAUACCAUAUGCUAGGUUACCUUCUUUUCCUGAGCAUCUUCUACUCAUCUAUUAGCAGUCACCUUGUAGCAUAUAUAGCUGCCACCCCUAAUUUGACUUCACCUAGUUUUGCAUAUAUCACUCAAUCUUGCAGUCUUCUGCCCAUGAGUUACUCUUUGAAGCAUACAUUUUAUAUACUACUAACCCUCAGAGACGUCAUCUUUGUAGGUUUCAUGGUCCUCUCCAGUGUGUACAUGAUGACUUUCCUAUGCAGACAUAAGAAACAGUCCCAGUUUCUCCAUAGCAGCAGCCUUUCCCAUAAAUCAUCUCCAGAACAAAGAGCCAUGAAGACCAUUCUGUGCCUCAUGAGUUUCUUUGUGGUGAUGUACACAGUGGACAGCAUCUUCUCCUACAUAAGAUCACCAAGGGAUGAUCUUACGUUUCAUUGUAUAUCCAUUUUCAUAGGCCAUAGCUAUGCCACAGCCAGUCCUUUUUUGGUCCUCAGUACUGAAAAACGUGUAAUUCACAUUUUGAAAUGUUAUGGCAGGACAGUAGACAUGUGA